Branchiostoma floridae (Florida lancelet) is the source of this 433-nucleotide messenger RNA. Its product is annotated as N(G),N(G)-dimethylarginine dimethylaminohydrolase 1-like. Lineage: Eukaryota; Metazoa; Chordata; Leptocardii; Amphioxiformes; Branchiostomatidae. Gene Ontology annotation, biological process: arginine metabolic process; positive regulation of nitric oxide biosynthetic process. Gene Ontology annotation, molecular function: dimethylargininase activity; amino acid binding. Bases 83 to 418 code for a protein of 111 amino acids. The transcript is spliced from 2 exons. The record is from RefSeq and is a predicted model, not a curated record.
GUCCAGACAACAAAAGCCUCGCCCCCUUUUUAUUCAGUAGAAGGGCCAACAGACUAUAAGACGAACUAGAAAAUCAAGCGAAAUGGCUGACACCUGGAACUUUCCUAACUUCAUGCGAGCAGUAGUGAGAGAAUUGUCAGAUAGUGUCACAAACUCUUCAUACACUGGCGGCCGGGCAUCCAAGGAACCCUUGGAUGUGGAGAAGUGCAAAUCGGAGUGGGGGCUCCUGGUGCAGACCAUGCGCGACCUCGGGCUGGAUGUCACCGUUCUCCCCCAGGACCCGGAACGGCCGGACUGCCUGUUCGUGGACGACCCUUGUGUGGUGAUCGGGGACACGGCACUCAUAACACGGCCUGCAGACGAGACUAGGCGGGGAGAGGUUAGCCAUGUACUAGUAGUUUGGAUUUGCUUUAUUUGAUUCAAGCGAUGAACA